Cryptomeria japonica (Japanese cedar) is the source of this 4213-nucleotide messenger RNA. RefSeq lists its product as uncharacterized. The record is from RefSeq and is a predicted model, not a curated record. Lineage: Eukaryota; Viridiplantae; Streptophyta; Pinopsida; Cupressales; Cupressaceae. The transcript has 27 exons. Gene Ontology annotation, molecular function: protein binding. Bases 103 to 3759 code for a protein of 1218 amino acids.
UUUGCCGGUUAUGGCAUUAGAAGGCUUUGCACCAAGGCGGACAUAAAACUAAACGGAAAAUUGUAUCAGCGGUUGUUUGGUGUAGGCACAAAACUUGUGGGCAUGGCGUCAGGUCAGGAUUUGGGGGGAACCACGCUGAUGGACCUCAUUACAUCAGAUCCCGUUCCCUCCACACAGGGGGCAGGAAAAGCAGCAGCAGGAGGGACCGUUCCUAUGCAUUCUCCUCCUCCUACUUUCGGAAAGGAUAGGAAGACGAAGAAGCCGGGUCUCAUGACGCAGAUCCAGAGCGACACCAUGUCUGUAGCUAAGGUUUUAACUCCUGUCAAAACUAACAUCAUUCCUUCCAAGCAUAAAAAGAAGCCUUUGUCUUACUCGCAACUUGCAAGGAGUAUCCACGAACUUGCAGCAUCGGCUGAUCAGAAAAGCUCACAAAAGCAGCUAGUACAUCAAGUGUUUCCCAAACUUGCUGUGUAUAAUUCAGUUGACCCUUCAUUGGCCCCUUCGCUUGUCAUGCUUCAUCAACAAUGUGAAGAUAGGAGUGUCUUGCGCUAUAUAUAUUACUACUUGGCCAGGAUUUUAUCAGAUACAGGUGCACAAGGUAUAAGCGCUGGUGGUGGAAUACCGACUCCUAAUUGGGAUGCUCUUGCUGACCUGGAUGCAGUAGGAGGGGUGACAAGAGCAGAUGUUGUACCUCGUAUUAUUGAACAGCUUACUGCUGAAGCAUCAAAUGCUGAUGUUGAAGUUCAUGCUCGUCGUGUUGCAGCGCUAAAGGCCCUGACAUGUGGUCCAAUAAGCAACACUGAGUUUUUGGGCAAGUUGUAUGAAAUUAUAUUUGGGAUUCUCGAUAAGGUUGCUGAUGCUGGUAAAGUAAAGCGAAAAAAGGGAAUGUUUGGAAGACAGACAUUAGAUAAAGAGUCUGCCAUACAAAGUAAUCUGCAAUAUGCUGCCCUUAGUUCUCUUAGACGAUUGCCUUUAGAUCCUGGGAAUCCAGUCUUUCUGCACCGAGCUGUACAAGGAAUUUCAUUUGCUGAUCCUGUUGCGGUAAGACAUGCAUUGGCAAUGGCUUCUGAUAUAGCAACUCGAGAUCCAUAUGCUGUGGCGAUGACUGUAGCUAAGCUUGCUCUUCCUGGAGGUGCUUUACAGGAGGUUCUCCACUUGCAUGAUGUUCUGGCUAGGGUGUACCUUGCCAGGUUAUGUUUUACUUUGUCCAGGGCUCGUGUGCUGGAUGAAAGGCCCGAUAUAAAAUCUCAAUUUACAACUGUUCUCUAUCAGUUACUUUUGGAUCCAAGUGAGAGGGUCUGUUUUGAGGCCAUCAUGUGCAUCCUUGGGAAAUUUGAUAAUACAGAAAGGCCUGAAGAGCGGGCUGCAGGUUGGGCUAGGCUGACUAGUGAAAUUCUUAAAUUACCGGAGGCACCUUCAUUAGCAUCUAAGAAAGAAAACAAUUCACAAGUAGAGGAUGGUGCCACUCAAUCUAAAGAUGGACUUCCUCCAAAAGGUCAAAAUGAGCGACCUGCUCCAAGACCAAGAAGGCCACAGGCUCUAAUCAAAUUAGUCAUGAGAAGGUUGGAAUCGGCAUUCCGAAGCUUCUCCAGGCCAGUACUACAUGCAGCAGCAAGGGUGGUACAAGAGAUGGGAAAAAGCCGAGCUGCAGCAUUUUCUUUGGGUGUUUAUGCAAUUGAUGAGGACAGCCAUCCCGAAGCAUUUUUGGAAAAUGGAAGCAUGGGAUUGACUGAAUCAACAGAUAUUGAGCAUGAAGUUACCCAGGCAAAAGUUGCUCCAUUAUCCUCAAGUAAAGAGACCAUUGCAAGUAUGCUAGCAUCUCUCAUGGAGGCAGUGCGCACCACUGUUGCAUGUGAAUGUGUCUAUGUGCGGGCUGCGAUCAUAAAGGCUUUGAUAUGGAUGCAGAGUCCAAAUGAAUCGUUUGAUGAACUUGAAGCAAUAAUUGCUAGCGAGCUUUCAGAUCCGUUCUGGUCAUCUUCAUUAUUAAAUGAUAUCUUGCUUACCCUUCAUGCCCGCUUCAAGGCUACUCCAGAAAUGGCUGUGACAUUACUGGAAAUUGCAAGGAUUUUUGCAACUAAAGUGCCCGGGAAGAUAGAUGCAGAUGUCCUUCAACUUUUGUGGAAAACAUGUCUUGUUGGAGCUGGUCCAGGUGGAAAGCACACUGCUUUGGAAGCAGUUACUGUAGUCCUUGAUUUGCCACCACCCCAACCUGGAUCUAUGGAGGGAUUCACAUCCAUAGAUCGAGUAUCUGCUUCAGAUCCGAAGUCUGCACUUGCGCUGCAACGGUUAGUGCAGGCUGCUGUCUGGUUUUUGGGGGAGAAUGCAAAUUAUGCUGCAUCUGAGUAUGCUUGGGAGUCUGCUACACCACCUGGCACUGCUUUGAUGAUGUUGGAUGCAGAUAAAAUGGUAGCUGCUGCCAGUUCCAGAAACCCAACACUUGCUGGAGCUUUGACACGUCUUCAAAGAUGGGCAUUUAGUGGAAGCUGGGAGGUAAGGAUUAUAGCUGCCCAAGCUCUUAUUACAAUAGCAAUAAGGUCGGGUGAGCCUUUCAGAUUGCAAAUAUAUGAGUUCCUUCAUGUGCUAGCUCAAGGUGGAAUGCAAACAAAAUUUACGAAUACACAACUUAGUAAUGGUGAAGACCAAGGAGCAAGUGGCACCGGCCUUAGUUCUAUAAUUGCUCCAAUGUUGAGGGUCCUAGAUGAGAUGUACAAAUCACAAGACGAGUUGAUUAAAGAGAUGAGGAAUCAUGACAACAACAAGCAGGAGUGGACAGAUGAUGAGCUUCGAAAGCUUUAUGAGACCCAUGAGCGUCUUCUUGAUCUUGUUUCUUUAUUUUGUUAUCUUCCUCGAUCCAAGUAUUUGCCUCUAGGGCCAAUAAGUGGUAAGCUGAUUGAUAUUUAUCGAAAUCGUCACCAUAUAGAUGCUGCAACUGGCUUUAAUGAUCCAGCCGUUGCGCAAGGGAUUUCUGAUCUCAUUCUUGACAGAAAAGUGGGGCAAUCUCAAUAUACAGCUGUCAGUAUGGAAACUGCAAAUGCAUGGGCAGCACAUCUCAGUGAUGGUUUAUUGGGUGAUGAUGCCCCAGGUGUUAACUUGGUAAAUGAAUAUCUUGCGGGAGCAGGUACUGAUGCUCCUGAAGUGGAAGAAGAAAACUUAACCUCUCGGGCAUCUGUCAGUUAUGAUGAUAUGUGGGCAAAAACACUUCUAGAAGCAUCAGAUGGGGAGGAAGAUGAUGCACGAUCAUCUGGGACAUCCUCCCCUGAAUCAACUGCAUCAUUUGAAACUUCAGUUUCAUCUCAGUUUGGUACUAUGCAUUAUCCAUCGUUGUUCAGCUCAGGACAACCUUCUUAUGGAACAGCUUCACGUUUGGAGGAUAAGUCUGUGCCUGGACAAAGCAGACUAAGUAACCUUUCAACAAUUUCAUCAUCCCAAGAUCACCAGUUAGACUCUCGUGUAUCAAGGGGUGAACCCCCAAGUUACGAGUCAACUAUAAUGCAGAGAUUUGAAUCAUUUGAAAAUCCAAUGGCUGGUACUAUGACUCAAGAUUUUGAAGAAGAUGAGGAGCAUAUAGAAAAUCCACAGUUUGGCAAGGCAUUAUAUGAUUUUACGGCUGGUGGCGAUGAUGAGCUGAACUUAACAGCUGGAGAGGAAGUUGAAAUAGAAUAUGAAGUAGAUGGUUGGUUCUAUGUACGGAAAAAGCGACCCGGAAGAGAUGGUAAAAUGGUUGGAUUGGUCCCUGUGCUUUAUGUGAGCCCUUCUUAGAGCAGUUUUUAUGUAGCUAACAAAUAGAUAUGUAGCCCUUCUGUCCUUAUCUUAUCUAAAUUUAGUCAUGAUCUAGCCUUGUUCUGUGCGCAUCAUGGCCUGAGUUUUGUUAGUUUUGUUUGAAAUUAAAUGUGCAUUUGAAAGAUAAUGCCUUUCUGUAGAUCCAUUGAUUCCUAAUUCUUUUAUAGUUUAUCCUUAAUUCAUCUAUCUUCAUAUUGUUUUCCGCUUGCUGAUGUGCUGUCAUGCUGGAAUGAAAUAAUAGUUGCUUCUAGUAAGGUAUUCUCCCACUUCAUAUGUGCUCAUUUUUUUGGUGUAAUUGAGGGAUACCAAGCUGAUUGUGGAUAUAAUCCUAUAUUUGAUUGUAAUAUAUGCAUUACUUUUUCCAUCUCAACCUUCCUUUGCGAACAUGUUUCAAAAGUGAUCAUAGACAAAUGUGAUAGUUUGUUGCAUGACA